Molecule: messenger RNA, 1434 nt
Organism: Penicillium paradoxum
Lineage: Eukaryota; Fungi; Ascomycota; Eurotiomycetes; Eurotiales; Aspergillaceae
Exons: 4
Coding region: 1-1434 (477 amino acids)
Source: RefSeq, a predicted model, not a curated record
AUGCUACCCUCGUUGGCCUGGGCGGCCUUUCUUCUAUUGCCCGCAGUGCAGGCAGCUCCUCCCAAGAUGCACCACAAACGCUGCGGCCCCAUAUCUGACUACUACGGCCAAAGUACCGACGACUGGGAUACCUAUAAUACCGGGGAUUGGAUCAACAAUUGGUGGGAUAGCAAUGGGGAACUGAUAGCCAACAACAUUGGUGGCUUCGCCGGCGCCUUUGGUCAAUGGGCAAUGGGAAAUCCAGAUUGGUCGUGUCGUGAUGAUGGCUCGAAUUCAGCCUGCGACUUGCAGCUAUGUGAUAACCAAGUGCUCAAUGAUCGCGGUGAUGACAUUCGACCUACAUACUAUGUUCUUGAGUCGUCGUUUACAACUACUGCUCUUGGUGCAGCUUUGUCUAAGGAUGAGUGGGCCACCACUUUCUACAGAGAUAAAGAUGUCAAGAGCGUUACUGCGCUCAAGGGGGUAUUGACCCUCCUCACUACCAUUGUUGGUAUUGGUGCUUCCUUUGCUGGACUCGGUCCUGCCGUUGGCGGUGCCUUGGCUGCUGCUGGUAGUGCACUCACCAGUGGGGGAGUCUCCGCUGGUAGCAAUGCUCUAUCUUCUCACACGGAUGACACCUUUGAGAAGUCUGCCGAUCUGGGCGGUAUCUUGGGCACCCUUGUGGUUGACUCGAUGAAGUCGUUCACCACUGCUAACAACCAGCUGAUGAGUGGUCAGACCUAUGGCGACGUGGAUAUCCGCAGCUAUAUCUCUGGCGGAGCGUUCCUUGCGUUCCCCGGUGUCGAUAAGAAUGCUGUCACUGAUGCAAUGACCAACAUGUUGGUUGGUACUGCUAUCAAUCAACUGUACCGCACCCAAAAGAUCUUCAUCAUGGGUGGUGGUGCCUGCGACGAUAACCAGGGCAUUGGGUCUGGCCCCCAAGAAUCCAAAAUUUGCCGCGACGGCAAAGCCUGGUACCUCUAUUACUGGCAGGAGAACGAUGUGAUCUCCCUUACCUCACACCAAUGGGGAUGGGUUGCCACUCCCCCCGGGCUUGAGAAGCUAGGCCAGGAUGAAUACAGUGGCAUCCGAAUUGAGGAUGUUAUUAAUUCCUCUCUGGAUGCCUAUAACGUUGCCGGUUACAACUAUGAUGCCGACACCGCUGCUCAUCGUGCGUCGGAUGCUAUCUCAAAUGCAUGGGCAAGUCCGGGCUCGGCGGCUGCAUCCUGGGAGGGUAUCUUCACGAUCCCGGUGUGUGAUGUCGGCUCUGCUGUCGAUGCGGACUACGAAUACAAAGAGUAUAUCUUGCAGCCAUACGGUCAUGACAGCCGUCCUGUCUGGUGUGGACCGAUCUGUAGUGGCGAUGAUCAGAAGACGAAAGACUUCAUCAACGCAGUCAACAUGGAUGGGUUCCGGAGCCCUAAGCAUCUCUGUGAGGUUGAUCCGGGUUAUUAG